Heterostelium album PN500 is the source of this 1386-nucleotide messenger RNA. It is a transcript of the gene cstf1, whose product is annotated as WD40 repeat domain-containing protein. Gene Ontology annotation, molecular function: RNA binding; protein binding. The record is from RefSeq and is a predicted model, not a curated record. The transcript has 3 exons. The coding region runs from base 1 to 1386 and encodes 461 amino acids. Gene Ontology annotation, biological process: mRNA 3'-end processing. NCBI's taxonomy places the organism in Eukaryota, Evosea, Eumycetozoa, Acytosteliales, Acytosteliaceae. Gene Ontology annotation, cellular component: mRNA cleavage stimulating factor complex.
AUGAAAGAAGAACAAAGAGAUAUAUAUUCAUUGAUUCUUAAUCAAUUGGUACAUGAUGGUUUUAUCCAUGAAGCAACAAAACUGAGUGAAUCUACUAUGAUUCCUUGUCCACUACCUCAAGAUGCAACCAACAAACUAACACAACUCUUACAAUCUACAUUGGCACCAUCUAAAGAUUUAAAUACAUUCGAUGAUGACGAUGGUAAAGAAAUGGAUAUUGGAAAUGAUAAAAUGAGAUGUUUAGAUUUAGAUAGCAAUAGUAGUAGUAGUUCAACGAGUGGUGGUGGUGGUGGAACUGCCUCAGCUUCAUCACCGCCACUAAAUAAAGUAUCGUUUUUAACAAAGUUUAUUACAACUCACAAGAAUGCAUGUCGAUGUGCCAAGUUCAGUUGGGACGGUAAGUUUGUUGCAACUGGCUCGUCCGACACCUCCAUAAAGCUGCUCGACGUAAACAAGAUGCGUAACUACAAUCAAACAAAGAAUGAAACAACCGAAGACUUUGCACCUUCGCGACCAGUGGUGAGAACGUUCUACGACCACUCGCAACCGAUCAGCGAUCUCGACUUCCACCCGUCCGCACCGAUAUUGGCAUCCGCCUCGAAAGACUGUACGAUUCGUUUCUACGAUUACAAAUCAUCGUUGAAACGCUCAUUCAAAUUCAUUCAGGACAGUCAUAGUGUGCGAACGAUCAACUUCCACCCGUGUGGCGACAUGCUACUGGCUGGUACCGAUCAUCAUAUGAUUCGACUGUACGACGUCAAUACAUUCCAAUCGUAUACUGCGCGUAAAGUCAAUGAACAUCAUCACGGUGCAAUCAAUCAGGUGCGUUACUCACUCGAUGGCAACAUCUUUGCAAGCUGCUCCAAAGACAACACCAUCAAAAUCUGGGAUGCAACCAACUUUGGCUUGAUCAACACGAUUGGCUCGCCACACAACGCCAAAGAAGUAACAUCGAUACAGAUCUCACGUAAUCAAAAGUAUCUACUGUCGUGCGGACGUGAUAGCUAUGUUAAACUAUGGGAGAUAUCAUCGGGUCGUAUGAUACAUUCAAUCAACACCGGUGUAAAUCAAUUUGGAAAUAACAAAAAUAGAUUAUGUGCUACUUUUAAUUGUACAGAAGAUUUUAUUAUAACAUUGGAUGAACAACCAUCAUCGGUUGCUAUUUACAAUUCAACGACAGGCGAACCAGUUCAAAAACUAUCGGGACAUAUUCAAUCAAUAAGAUGGAUUGCUUCAUCGCCGGUGGAGAAUGCAUUGAUGACAUGUAGUAAUGAUCAUCGUGCUCGUUUCUGGACUGAAGAUACAACCAAUUACAUUCCAUCAUCUUCAACAUCGUCAUCCUCAUUAUCAAUAACAAAUACAAAACAACCUGAUAUAAUAUUAUAA